Messenger RNA from Lichtheimia ornata, 321 nucleotides. Its product is annotated as thioredoxin. Bases 1 to 321 code for a protein of 106 amino acids. Gene Ontology annotation, molecular function: protein-disulfide reductase activity. The record is from RefSeq and is a predicted model, not a curated record. NCBI's taxonomy places the organism in Eukaryota, Fungi, Mucoromycota, Mucoromycetes, Mucorales, Lichtheimiaceae. The transcript has 4 exons.
AUGCCAGUACAAAAAAUCGAGAAUCUUGCUGCCUACGAGCAAGUUAUCAAAGACAACAAGAAGGUUGCUGUUGACUUUUGGGCUGCCUGGUGUGGUCCCUGCAGAUUUAUUUCCCCUGUUUUUGAGAAGCUCUCCAAUGAGCAUCCUGAUAUUACUUUUUUAUCAGUCGACGUCGAUAAUUGUGAAGAUAUCUCUCAAGUCGCAGCGAUAAAGGCGAUGCCUACUUUUUUCUUCUUUUGUGAUGGUCAGAGGGUCGCUGACCUUGUCGGUGCUGAUGCUCAAGGACUUACGAACCGCAUUUUGCAACUGAAAGAUCUCUAG